Camellia sinensis is the source of this 1136-nucleotide messenger RNA. Lineage: Eukaryota; Viridiplantae; Streptophyta; Magnoliopsida; Ericales; Theaceae. The record is from RefSeq and is a predicted model, not a curated record.
GUAAUUGUGAAAAUUUCUGAUUUUGUGUAUCCCAGGGUGCACAGAUGAGUGAAAUACUUAUCUGGCCUGAUAUCAUAUACCAGUCCUAGAUUGAUGGCUCUUUUGGGGUUUACAUGUCCAGCUCCAGUCGCGAAAACUCCUAUUUAAUAGCUGCUGGGGUCUAUGUUGGAUGAGCUAAGUGAAUCAGAGCAGUAAUUCCACCGACAUGUGGACAAGCCAUGGAAGUCCCUGACAUGACGGUGAAGUUCACUCUUCUAGAAUCUUCUGGAAGAGCGAUGGGGCCCAAGUUUUGAGGCCAGGCAGCGAUGAUGUUCACUCCAGGAGCAAGAUUGGAUUUGAGGAACAUAUAUCUCAAUGAUGAGUUUUUUGUACAUCUCUUAUUUCAUAUAGGAAUGAUGUUCACUCCAGAAUCCCUAUAUUUAACAUUUUAAACUGAUUUUUGGUAUCUGAAAUCCAUACCCACUAAAAAAAAUUAUCAUUUCAUGAAAAGAAAUUGGCUUCAUAAAUAAAUACAAAUAAGAAAAGAUGAAUUUGAUGACUUGGGAGUGAACAUAGCAAAAAUUCGUGUUGUUAGUGGGUGACUCCAUUGAAGGGGGUGUGCUUUUUUGUGAGUGGAUUUUGAAAUUGACUCAAAGCUAGUGUACCUCUUUAUUCGUUUCAGCUAACUUUAAUAUGUAGAAAGCACUUUGAUUUCUUCAUCUCUGAAUCUGUUCUUCUCACUGUUUCGUCAGAACUUGGUCGUUGAUUUUCCCAUCUUAUGUGUGUUCACAGUCAAUAAAUAUGCAGUGGAUUUAUUCUGUCUUCUCUUACGUUGAGUUCCCACAAGGAUAAUGCAGUUGCAGAUAACAGUACUGAUCAUGUGGCUUGAAACAACUAUUAAGCAAAUUGAAGAAGCAUUCAAGGCGUUUACAACAAGAGAAGACGUUGCAAUAGUGAUGAUCAGCCAAUAUGUUGCAAACAUGAUAAAGUUUUUAGUAGAUAGCUACAACAAUCCAAUUCCAGCAAUUUUGGAGAUUCCUUCCAAGGACCAUCCUUACGAUCCAACACAUGAUUCUGUUCUUUCAAGAGUGAAGUACUUCUUCUCCAUUUCUUAUGUUGGCUUAUUAAUAGCUAUAGAGGUCUAUGUGGAGAAGUAA